This is a messenger RNA of Nicotiana tabacum (common tobacco), 325 nucleotides long. The record is from RefSeq and is a predicted model, not a curated record. Lineage: Eukaryota; Viridiplantae; Streptophyta; Magnoliopsida; Solanales; Solanaceae.
AACGAGUAUGUGCAAUCAGAUCAGCAAGCAUUUUACUACUUGGAGAAGGCUGUUGACCAGUUGCAUCCAGGUGCACUUUACCUCUUAGGUGCUGUGUAUCUUACUGGGGAUUGCGUGAAAAGGGAUGUUGGCUCUGCAUUGUGGUGUUUCCAUAGAGCAUCUGAGAAGGGUCAUGCUGGAGCAGCUAUAGCUUAUGGAUCCCUUCUACUGCAAGGUACACUGUCCCCACUUGUUAUCUUUUUUCGAGAAAGGUAACAAUUUGUAUAUAUCAUCAGUACAAAUGCAAUACCGGAAGCUAUAUAUACAAUUCAAAGACAACAAAAGA